Varanus komodoensis (Komodo dragon) is the source of this 1611-nucleotide messenger RNA. It is a transcript of the gene ATG5, whose product is annotated as autophagy related 5. The record is from RefSeq and is a predicted model, not a curated record. NCBI's taxonomy places the organism in Eukaryota, Metazoa, Chordata, Lepidosauria, Squamata, Varanidae. Bases 448 to 1275 code for a protein of 275 amino acids. The transcript has 9 exons. Gene Ontology annotation, biological process: cellular response to nitrogen starvation; C-terminal protein lipidation; autophagosome assembly. Gene Ontology annotation, cellular component: Atg12-Atg5-Atg16 complex; phagophore assembly site membrane; cytoplasm.
AGGCGAAAGGGCAGAACGGGGGGAGCAAGGCGAGAAGAGAUACGGGUGGGAGGCACAAAGCAGGCCCCGCGAUACAGUUAGCGGAGGGGUUGAAAGGGGGAAGCCUUUUGUCGUGGCGCCCAGUGGGCGGAGCCGAGCCGGACGGAUCCUGCGCGCGCCCCUCCCAGGAGCUCGGCGGGGGAAGGAAAGAAGCUGUCAGAGGCCUUGUAGACCCGGCGGGGCAGUGGUUGGAGCGCUGGCUGGGUAAUUCGGCGGUCCCGGUUCCAGUCCCCGUGAAGCUUACUGGGGAUUCGCGUCAGUCAGUCCGUCCCAGCCCAACCCACCUCACAGGGCAGUUGUUAUGGGGAUAAGGGGAAGAGAACCAUGCAAGUUGCCUUGGGUUCCUCACCAGAGUGGAUUUCGGAGAGCAUAAUUUAGCCUACAUGUUCUUCUCUGCUUCCUGGAAGAAUGGCAGAUGACAAAGAUGUGCUUAGAGAUGUGUGGUUUGGGCGAAUACCAACCUGUUUUACAUUAUAUCAAGAUGAGAGUACUGAAAGAGAAGCUGAACCUUACUAUCUGCUUUUACCUAGAAUAAGCUAUCUGACACUAGUAACGGACAAAGUUAAAAAACAUUUUCAGAAGGCUAUGAGGCAAGAGGACAUUGGGGAAAUAUGGUUUGAAAAUGAAGGCACACCACUGAAAUGGCAUCAUCCUAUUGGUUUACUUUUUGACCUUCAUGCAUCUAAUACAGCCCUUCCAUGGAACAUCACAGUACAUUUUAAGAACUUUCCAGAAAAAGAUCUUCUACACUGCCCUUCUAAGGAUGCAAUAGAAGCCCAUUUCAUGGCUUGUAUAAAAGAAGCAGAUGCCUUGAAGCACAAGAGUCAAGUAAUCAAUGAAAUGCAAAAAAAGGAUCAUAAACAACUUUGGAUGGGAUUACAGAAUGACAAAUUUGACCAGUUUUGGGCCAUAAACAAGAAACUCAUGGAAUACCCUCCAGAAGAUAGUGGAUUUCGCUAUAUCCCAUUUAGAAUAUAUCAGGUAACAAGUGAACGACCUUUUAUACAGAAGUUGUUUCGUCCUGUUGCUGCAGAUGGACAGCUGCAUACACUGGGUGAUCUCCUGAAGGAAAUUUGUCCUUCUGCAAUUAAUCCUGAAGAUGGUGAAAAGAAGACUCAAGUGGUCAUUCAUGGUAUAGAACCAAUGUUGGAAACACCAGUACAGUGGCUAAGUGAACAUAUGAGUUAUCCCGAUAAUUUUCUUCACAUCAGUAUUAUCCCCCAACCAGCUGAUUGAAGGUUUGGCCUGUAUGUAUGAGAAUCAGCCUUUGACAAACAAUAACAAAACUGACUCACCUGGGUGAAGAUAACCUGGCCAGAGAUCUUUGACGCUGCAAGCAGAACAGGAAGAACAAUCCUUCACGUGAUAAGUGCAGUUGAACUAGCUGUAUUUUGUAUCAGCCCCAUUGUCUCCUGCCAUCUUUAACUUCAUAUGUGACAUGAGAAACUUUAUAAGCUGCUUCAAGUCUUCUAUUUCUAAUUAAAAAUAUGAAGCUAAGAGCAUGAGGAAUACAUAGAAAUAUGUGCCACUUUGUAUUUCUUAUUAAUCAAUAAACAGGGGUAUUUUCUGAAA